UCAAUCAUCUGUGGCCCUUUGGCCCCCCCAACCCAUGCUCCUGCCUUUAUUUUGACAACCCGCACAGCGGAACAUGUUGACUGCGUCCAACUUAUCCUAAACAAAGAGCGACUUAGAGCAGAGGAGCCAGUCUAUUGAACGGACACAGAGGUAAAAGUUAGUCAAGAUGGCAAAUCCUGCAGACCCGGAGUGAAAGGGCGCCGCUCCCCCUCUAAUAAAAACCAAGCUGAGCCUGUAUGUCCUCCUGAGGGGUAAUCCAGCGAUGCAAACUGCGCGGGAAGGCCUGAGAGGGAUUCCCUGAAGAAAAAUGCCAGAGGCUGAAGCUGAUGUGACACAGCUUGAGCUGGAAGAGAGCUGACUCAUCAAAUAUCAUUUCCUCCAAGUUCCAUCAAGCAGCCAGAAACAGCUCAGAUCACCUUAUGGCUACGUAGAGGAUCUAACCUCCUCCUCCCAUCUUUCACUCUCACCAAAGGAGAUUAGCAGGAAGAAAAGGUUGUGUGAAAGCACCUCCAGCAGGGAUAUAUCUGCCGUCUGGGACAUCCCACUGUAAUCAUAACCUCUCAUUCACAUCAAGAUUGUUGCAGAGCUUUCCCGUCCCUCCCCACCUCGUUCGGUGCUUCUUUAUUUGUCCCACCUCGCAGACCAUGAUGUUUCGGGAUCAGGUGGGCGUGCUGGCCAGCUGGUUUAAGGGAUGGAAUGAGUGCGAGCAGACCGUGGCUCUGGUGUCGCUGCUGAAGAGGGUGAGCCGGACCCAGGCCCGCUUCCUGCAGGUCUGCUUGGAGCACUCCCUGGCUGAAUGCACAGAGCUGCUGGUCCUGGAAGGAGAAGCCAACAAUCCAGGUCUUAUCAGUCAGUGGCAAGGUGAGCCUAAGGAGCGCAUCAUCUCGCUGGUCCUCACCCACCUUCCUCUGCUCAAGCCGGGCAACACUGAAGCUAAGAGUGAGUACAUGCGUCUGCUGCCUCGCAUCCUGGCCCACACUAUCGAGCAUGGCCACCACCUGGAGGAGUCCCGCCAGCUCCUGUCCUACGCCCUAAUCCACCCUGCCACCUCCCUGGAAGAUCGCUCUGCUCUGGCGCUGUGGCUGAACCACCUGGAGGAGAGGGCUGCUGCGCGGGGGGAUUCCUUGGAAAGGCCCCCUCCGGCCGCUGGCCCCCACCAUCACCAUCAUCAGUCAACGCCUCCUUCCACCCUGACCUUGUCAGGAUCCUCAUCUUCCACAAACUCUUCCUCGUCAGGGAACUUGUACAACCUGCACCACCAUCGCUAUGGCUCAGACGAUCGCCUCAACGGGUGGCAGAACUCCCGGGAUUCGGGAAUCGGUGGAGGCUGGCACCAGCAGCAGGGCUGUGAGAAUGGACAUCUCUUGCUUUACCCAUCAUCCUCUGUGCCAGCGACCAUCAACACAGUUGGAACAAGUGGAGGAAACAACACCAUUCUUAGAAGUGGAGGUGGAAGCCAGCAGCACAGUCCCCUAAAGCGCUCAGUUUCUCUUACACCUCCCAUCAGCGGCCCCAACAGCCAACCUCUCGGCCACGUCUGGCUGUCCCAAGAGGACCUUCGGACAUCCAGAGGCCCUGCCCCAGACCAUGCACCUCUCUCCCCUCAAAGCAGCAUCGCCUCUUCAGGCAGUGGUGGGAGCGAACACCUGGAUGAUGCUGGUUUAGGAGGCAGUUCAAGUCUGCAUCGCAAUUCCUUCCAUGAGGAUGGCAGUGGAAUGAGGGAUGUCCCUGCAUGGCUGAAGAGUCUUCGUCUCCAUAAGUACGCCGCACUCUUCUCCACAAUGACCUAUGAUGAAAUGAUGUCACUGACGGAAGAACAACUAGAAGCACAGAAAGUCACUAAAGGAGCUCGACACAAGAUUGUAAUCAGCAUUCAGAAACUUAAAGAGAGGCAGCAACUUCUGCGCAGCCUGGAAAAGGACGUAUUGGAGGGUGGGAAUCUACGCAUCCCCCUUCAGGAGCUCCACCAGAUGAUCAUGACCCCCAUCAAGGCCUUCAGUGGAGGGGAAGAGUCCUCAAUGCAGCGCAGCCUUCUGAGUACACAGAGCAAGAACUCUGUGUCUGACUCCAGCCUUUCUGGAGGGGGUGGAGGUGAGACUGAGUCCGGCACUAGUGUGAUCGCUGAGGGGGAUCUACCUGGUCAGUUCACCCGUGUUAUGGGCAAAGUUUGUACCCAGCUUCUCGUUUCACGGUCGGAUGAGGAUAACAUCAGCUCCUACCUGCAGCUCAUCGAUAAAUGUCUCAUCCAUGAGUCCUUCACGGAGACGCAAAAGAAGAGGCUGUUGUCUUGGAAACAACAGGUCCAGAGGCUUUUCCGGUCCAUUCCGAGGAAAACCCUCCUUGACAUUGCAGGGUACCGAUCUCAGAGAAGCCGUUUCGGUCAGUCAAACUCUCUCCCCACCGCCAGCUGUGUUGGUGGCGGUGUGUCAGCCAGGAGGAGCCUCCACCAGUUCCAUAUGCCUUCCAGGAGCUUGCCAGGAGCCAGGCUGGGUCUUCUGGGCAGCGGGGGGUUGCUGGGACCCACCCCUCGCAGCUCCAGCAGCACCCCAACUGGUCCCAAACAGGGGAGGCAUGGCCCAUGGUUUGCCAACCCUGGAGGAAGUAACAGCAUGCCCAGUAGGAACCACAGCUCCGUGCAAAGGACGCGAUCCCUGCCAGUCCACACUACUACACAAACCAUGGUUACGUUCCAGCAAGCCGAUCAUCAGUUCCCGGUGACGGAGCCAGACAUAAACAAUCGUCUCGAGUCCUUGUGUUUGAGUAUGACAGAACACGCUUUGGGAGAUGGUGCAGAUCGCACAUCAACAAUAUGAGAUCAGCAGGACGCCGCAGGUUCUCCUAUACGCUAUCUGAAAGUCACCGGUCAUCACGCCCCCUUCCCUGUAGCUGAUGGUAGAGCUCAACCGAUGGACCAGGCAGGACCUAAGGAACACACGCAGUUUGAUCAUCAAAUGGCUAACACAAGCCAUCAUCCAUUGGGUCGAAUAAAGCAAGCCUCCUGCCAGCAUGUUCGGUCAUCUGAAUCUGCAGGUUGAGAAAGAAAAGUUUCAAAACCAGUGUUGGACAGAGCGUAACUAGUGCCACCCCCGUGGAGGCUAGUGGAAGGGAGAAGUUGGCCUGUGGAUUAGGUCACAGUGGGACAUCACCUGGUGCAUUGACCAGAUCAACGUGGUGUCUUUCACAUCAUUAACAUUACCUCAGACAAGACGAGCAGAGCCACGAGGAUGCAGCCGGACGUUCUGGGAUUCCUGGACUGAUUUCAGAGCAGACUGAAUGUCCAGCACAGAUGUUUGGUGAAAUGCGCAUAACAUCUCUCCAAGUAUUCAGCUGACAAUGUGUGUCUGUAUUGUUUACAUGAUGAUGCUACUGUCAGAGGGUACAGAAACAUGUAUUCAUUUCAGGUAGUUUCCGUGCGAAAAGCUUUACGUCCCAGAAGCAGCCAUCAAACUAGUUUACAACGAACAUGCCUAUUCUUUAUUUCAGCAACGGCCACUAGCUCUGAUUUUUUUAACCGAGAGAUCGACAGGAGGAAGUGGAGCAGACAUGGAGGAAGGUGGUGCACGGAGGGACAUAGAAUGUUGUAGAGGAAAGAGUCAAGAUGAAGUGAUGCUGAAAGGGGAAGCGGAUGUUUUAAGAGGCUGGACCUCUGAAGAUGACGGAUGAUGAUGAUGUAAUGUGAGUGAGGGUAGGAGGAAGUGGAUCAGUCAUGUUCAUUCACAACUUGUACUCUGUGAACUAUCCAAAUCUUUGCAGGCAAAAACACUAAAUCUAAACAAGAAAAGGGAAUGUUUGUGUAAUCCUAAAUGGGGAAAAAAAAAAGAUCUGUGCAUGUUCGGAUGUUGGGCUCUCUAAAACGGGUUGAUCUCUUUAAGCAUGUCACAACUAAAUAUUUGUUAGAGCGAAGGAAAAGGGUGAGAACUACAGAGAAAAAACAAACUCAAUCCAUGAAGGGUAGUUCUCCCAGAGAUUGUCUCAUUAGUGCUUACCUCCACCUGCUGGCCAGAUGCAGUCAUUGCAGUACAGAUACUUGGGGCAUAUUUGGUAGGAAAAGAUUGCCAACGUAUCUGUGUCUCUGACUGCUUUAUCAGCAGAUGCCUUGCUAGAAUAUAUAUUACUUCAUUGUUACUUUUUAAGCAAAUCUCCUGGUUAUUUUGUGUCUUAAUAUUUAUCCCUAUUUGCUUGCAUCUGGAAUAAAGAUGCAUUAAGGAUAUGUUCAAAUAAGCUGGUCAGGUUGCUGGUAAGGUACCCGAGUCCUGACCAGUUUCUUUAAUAAUAAGGUGUUUUUUUUUGGUAAUUUUGUAGUAUUUCCUAUGUAUUCUGCACUUGAUAAUGUGAUACACUUAAAGUACAAAUAUUCAAGGUUGAACCAAUAGAGCUGCUUUAGUUCUUAUUACCCAUAAAGAAUUUAUCUUUAUCUAAACCUGGAGACUGGAGUUAAAAUGGUUUUUUGUAUUAUGUCACUUCAUGAUUGUGUUCAGAUUUACAUGGACUGAUCUCUGCUAGGACAAAACACAAACAAAACAGCUCCGUUAAGACCUGGCACUAACAUUCGCCCUGGGUAAAUGCACUUGGAAGGCACUGAAUACAGGCGUGAAAGCAUAUAAGGCGGAUUGGGGUGGAUCAUCUUGGACUCUUUUAGCAUUAGUUUAGGAAUCUGGAUGCUCGAUGCAGGACCCUGACUGGGAAUGGGUCCAGGGACAGGCCCACAACUUGCUGGAGAAACUGUAUCCCUUCUAGCCUGGGACAAGUUGCUGUAAAACAGGGUUUUACUAAAGUUUUUUAAAGGACAAAAUGAAUGUAGAGUUCACAUUUUAAACUUCAGGGUCUUAUCUUAGCAGUUCGCAUGGUUAGCGGACCUACCACUGCAAAAACCGAGAUCUUCAUGUGUUUUUCCUUCGACUCAGAUAUUCAAAAGGCGACCACUACAUCCAAUUUCAGCAUGUUUUAAAAGAGGUUAAAAGCCCAAAGGAGGAAACAGAGCAACUUUGCUGUAAUAUGUUGUUCAGCCUUCCUGUUAUCUGUUAAAAGUACUCGCUUUCUGUCUGAAUAGGCAACAGACAUGUCUUAACAUGGUGUAGAAAAUAGCUUCCUUACUUCUCUGUGCGUCCUUUGACUUCAUUUCAAAAUUUUACUGAUACUGAAAAUAGCUAACCUUGAGUCUUCUUCCUGCAUUGGGAACUUCCACUCUGAAGAGUGUUCUUUGUGCCAGCUGGGUAGCUACGUUUACCGAACAGAAAAAGACUGGGUUUUUGAGAUUACGUCUGGCUUAAUAAUUAAGCCAAUUUGUUAGUGGCUUUAGUGAAGCGAAAGCAGGUAACCAGGGGAAAUUUUUAUGCCAGCUCCAAACAAAUGAGCAGGGAUGCGUGUUCCUGCCAGGUCUGGAAAGCGCCAUAUGUUGAUGAAAGUUACAUCAGCAUUUAUCCAAACUCUCGUUGGAGCACUUUGACAACAUAAAAAUGUUUGGUUUGUUUCAUAUAUGACAAACUACAAGGUAUUAUGCUUUUUGUAUUUAAAUCAUUGGACUUUUUUUAGGCUAACUAAAAGAUUUUACUAUAAAACUGAAAAUGCUUUUCUUUUGUAACAGUGUGGCUUGUAUUAAAGGGGUGAAAAUGUUCAGAAACUCCUUUCAGAUCCAGUCAAAGUAGACUGAAGUUCCAGUCUUGAUCUGCUCACACACUAAUGAUAAAUGUGGAUGUUUUCACCUCUCCGGUUUAACUUGAUCUGAAUUCCUAACCAUGAAUGUCUCUUGGUUUUGAUCCUGAAAAGUGUUUCUUCUGGCUGUGAAGAAACAUCAGGAUCUCUUUAUAUUCUCUCAGCUCCACUGCCAUGUAUCGCUCAGUAGCUUAAAAGAAAAUAAUUUUUUAUUUCCUUUUGUUUUCCAUAUGUCCUGCAGAGGUAGAACUGAUCCUUUAAGUGUUUUAUUAUUUAAAGUACCAUAUGUGUUAACAUGUUAUGGCUGGUGACCAUACAUACAUCUCAAAUAUUAACGUAGUCGUUUUCUUUGAACUUGUUGCUUUUGUUGAGGUAUGUUUGUGUUGAUUUUUCGUUUUAUAUUUGAAGCUUUGAGCACAGCAGAGCCAAGCCAGUCCAUUACAAACCCUUCCAUUCAUGUUUGGCUGCAGGUGUCCCAGGAACGGGUUUUAGUUUGCUUUUAGAAGGAACAUAGGUCCACUUGAGAUGAGCUGGGAUCUGGUUGUUGGUGUGUUACCACCAAUUGUCCAGUUUGGGAGGGGUUUAAAUGUUGAUCUCAAAACAGCUGAGGGAGUUUGGGACUAUUUUUAGCGGUGGUUUAACACAUUUUAAUUGGUGGCAGGAGGGCAUUCUGUUUCAUUCAGAUAGUUGGAAAUCUAUUUGCUCUAUUAGUUUUUUCAUGGGAUUUUUUUAAAGGAAAUUAUCAUAUUAUUGAUAGUUUUUAUGUAAAAGAAAGAAAAAAAUUCUCAUUUCGAAGAGACUGUAGGGAAGUAAUGUGUGAACAAAGUGAGUUGUGUGACUUCAUUAGGUGAUGUAAUUUGUAUUAAUAGGGCAGGAUGCCAUGUUGGGGCUCCGCUGUGUGACAGCCGGAGUUGAGGAUCGUUGAUCUCUUCAAAUGAAACCAAAAUCAGCUCUGUUGCUCUCUGCGUUGUGCACGCAGCAGUAUUAACAUUUAACGCCUUGAUAUUCCAAAAGCAUUUAUUGUAUUUUAAGAUGAAUCAUGUAUGCUUUUUUAUUUUUAAUAGAUUCUGCAAAUCAGUUUGUACUUUUUGGGAUGCCAAGACUUUUGUUUUUUUAGUUUUUUUUUGAAAAUACAGCGGCAGCCUUUCUGUAACAAAGUGUUACCGCUUGACUGUGCUCCUUUUACUUCAUUUAGAUUUAUUUUAUCAAAGAGCCGAUGUCCUGUAUUGACUGCAGGCUUACUUAUAUAUUUGAGAAAAAAAAUAAAUGUAUGUUUAAUAAUAAAAAGUUGCAAAAAAUAAAAAAAAACAAAUCUAGAAAAUGAAGACAUUUGUGGAAAAAAAAGGUGUAUUUAUAUUUUAAACUGCAUGCACAAGACUGGGAAAGUCAUAUUUAGAAUAACAAAUGGCAGUGCCUUUUUUUAUAUACUUCACAUCAUCAUCAAGAAGAAAAAAAAAUGGUUUUAUAUGGACUUUUAUGUUGCAGCAAUAGGAGACCGUGGCAGCUGAGUGGGGUUCACGAUCGCGCUGCAGAACCAACACCUUCAUUAUUUCACCUUGUUACAGAUUUGUAAAACCAUCUAGUUUGGUUUAUUUCUCUUGUUGUAUUGAUGCUAGAUUUGGUCAGGAUCUGUAGAAAUUAUUUAGUCCCCAAAGUGUUGAUUUUUGAGAGUUUGCAAUAUUUUAGCAUGUGCUAAAUGUUUAAAUUAAUCUUCUUUACAGUAAUUCUAAGAAGACAAAAUGGCAACAUUAUUAUUCUUCACAUCAAUUUAAAAUUGAUGUAGAUUGUCAUAAAUUCAAACAAGCUAUCAACUAAUACUGAUUCCCUUUACAAACUCCUAAAUCUUACUUUCAGCAGUUAAAAACAUCUGAAUAUUAGCAGAACUGGUACAAGAAGCUGGUGCUAUUUUGUAAACUAAAGCUCCAAAUUAGAUUAGACUUUUUUUUAACUUUUUGUUUAACAAACUAACUCGGCUCCAUACAAGAUGUUUAAUAAAUGAUCGUGAACGUGAACCCAGCUGCUUAAACUGGUUGGUACCUGUUGAAUCCUUGUGGUCUUCACACAAAAACAGAAAUGUGACAACGGUGUGAAGGUGAUGAUAUGAAAGUGUGUUGAUGUGUUUUGUACUUUUCCUGCGAUGUACCA
Molecule: messenger RNA, 7797 nt
Organism: Girardinichthys multiradiatus
Lineage: Eukaryota; Metazoa; Chordata; Actinopteri; Cyprinodontiformes; Goodeidae
Gene: samd4a
Product: sterile alpha motif domain containing 4A
Exons: 13
Coding region: 645-2813 (722 amino acids)
Biological process (GO): regulation of mRNA stability; negative regulation of translation; nuclear-transcribed mRNA poly(A) tail shortening
Cellular component (GO): P-body
Molecular function (GO): mRNA binding; protein binding; translation repressor activity
Source: RefSeq, a predicted model, not a curated record